AUGGAAGGAGAGGGCACUACGAACCACCACGCUUCAUCACUGGCCGAGAAGGUGGUGGUGGGCAAGUGCCGGAUGUAUGAGGCCGAGUUUCCAGAGCGAGACGAGCUGGUGCUGGUUCGGGUGAUCGACAGCCGGCCAGACGAACUCUUCUACACCGUCGCGCUGCUCGAGUACAACGACAAGGAAGGCAUCGUCCUGCGCGACCACUUCUCCGGGAGGCGCUGCUCCAAGAUAGCCAGCGCCCAGCGGGUGGGAAAGGAGGAGGUGGCGCGGGUGGUGCGAGUAGACAAGGAACGGGGCUACAUCGACCUCUCCAUGAGACUGCGCUCGCAAGACAGCGCCGUGGAGUGCUCCAAGCGGUACCGCAAGUCGAAGGCCGUGCACUGCAUCAUGACCCACGCCGCAGAGCUGCUGCAGAGGGAAAGCGAGAACGGCCUCACCCUGGAGCAACUGUACCGGCGCGUCGGCUGGCCGCUCUACGCCAAGUACGGCCACGCCUACGAUGCCUUCGAGAAGGCGGCCGCGGGCGAGGAGGACGUCUUCGAGGGCAUCGCCGACAUCCCGGCCGACAUCAAGCACACCCUCCUCCAAGCCAUCCAACGCCAUCCCCAGCCACGACCCUCUACUUCCUUGGCCGCUUUCACGUCGUGA
Messenger RNA from Acanthamoeba castellanii str. Neff, 651 nucleotides. RefSeq names its product eukaryotic translation initiation factor 2 alpha subunit, putative. Gene Ontology annotation, molecular function: RNA binding; translation initiation factor activity; ribosome binding. The record is from RefSeq and is a predicted model, not a curated record. Gene Ontology annotation, cellular component: eukaryotic translation initiation factor 2 complex; eukaryotic 48S preinitiation complex; multi-eIF complex. NCBI's taxonomy places the organism in Eukaryota, Discosea, Longamoebia, Acanthamoebidae. Bases 1 to 651 code for a protein of 216 amino acids. The transcript has a single exon.